Exserohilum turcica Et28A is the source of this 783-nucleotide messenger RNA. RefSeq lists its product as uncharacterized. The record is from RefSeq and is a predicted model, not a curated record. Lineage: Eukaryota; Fungi; Ascomycota; Dothideomycetes; Pleosporales; Pleosporaceae. The transcript has a single exon. The coding region runs from base 1 to 783 and encodes 260 amino acids.
AUGCCACUUGAUAGUCAGAGUGAUCCGCUCGCGAAUUAUGGUCGGGAGAAUCGUGCCGCGCCCAAGCCUGGCCAACAGCAAAUACCCAGCUUCGAUCGAACGAUUUAUGACGACGAUGGUCCUGCGUCCAUGCAAGUUUCUGUGCCAGCGGCUGCGCAGGACCAGGAAUCUUCGACGUCAGCACAGGUAGCGGCGACACCGAAAGAAGAUACAGGAAAAAAGAGGAAGUUGACCACAGAGGAGAAGAACUCUUGUCCUUUUGGUGAUACGCGCUGGCCACCACCGAAUGCAUCCAUCUCAAGGCCUUUAAACCUUCUCAUAGGCAAAGGUGAGAAGGUUUUAUACUACCAUUUGACAUAUGAAAACGACGCGCCCGAAGUGGCCUUGAGCUGGAGAGAUCCCAUGAGAAGUAAAGCCACUGCAGCGUACGCAGAAAAAGGGCUUGUGGUAGAAGUGUCAAAGGAAGGGAAAAGCAAAAAGGAGAUCAAAAUUGAAAAGCAGAAGGCGCUUGAAGAAGAGAUUCCUAAAGCGAAGCUGGCCGUUAUAAACGCCAAGAACACGAGAAUGCUCACGGAACUGAGCACAGGGCCGCGGGGAACGAUCUGGCAGCUGGAUGAAGAGCACUUGCAUGUCUGGAGAUGCAUUGAAGUCGUGCAAAAGGUCCAUGGGGUAGUGGGACUGGGUCCUGACCGGAGAGAAGUUUUCUCCAUGUUCGGCGUCGGCUUGAAGUCGAUCAAGGAUGAUUUGCUGUUGGUAAGCCAGAGGGUUGAUGAAGCGAGUUAG